Molecule: messenger RNA, 399 nt
Organism: Ectocarpus sp. CCAP 1310/34
Lineage: Eukaryota; Phaeophyceae; Ectocarpales; Ectocarpaceae
Source: the annotation of a GenBank genome assembly
AUGACGGAGGCGGCGGGGCGCAAGGAGGGCCGCGGGGGCGACAGCAGCGGCAGCAGCGACGGGAGCGAGGCGCUGCAGAAGGAGCUAUCGCUCGCCCUGACGGGCCUGGCGGAGGCAUCUGCCGAGGUGAGGCUGGAGAAGGCCGCGCUUCGCGAGAAGGAGGAGCUCAACGGGAAGUGGCUGCAGAUUCUCGAGGCCGCCAGGCGCGAGCGGGUGGAUCUGGAUGCGAAGUCGUCGGCUCUGAGGGGCAGGUGCGCCGUGCUCAAGGAGAGGAGGGGGCGGCUGCAGCAGGAAGUGGACCGGAGCCGCGCCCAGCUCUUCAUGAUCGCGGCGGACGGUGGAAGGUGUGUGUGGGGCGUGCACUCAUGGAAACGCAUGCGGUGGCCGUUAGGCCGUUGA